Messenger RNA from Chelmon rostratus (copperband butterflyfish), 2941 nucleotides. RefSeq names its product suppressor of cytokine signaling 1-like. The transcript has 4 exons. Bases 485 to 1222 code for a protein of 245 amino acids. NCBI's taxonomy places the organism in Eukaryota, Metazoa, Chordata, Actinopteri, Chaetodontiformes, Chaetodontidae. Gene Ontology annotation, cellular component: phosphatidylinositol 3-kinase complex. The record is from RefSeq and is a predicted model, not a curated record. Gene Ontology annotation, biological process: phosphatidylinositol phosphate biosynthetic process. Gene Ontology annotation, molecular function: 1-phosphatidylinositol-3-kinase regulator activity.
UGGAAGGAGCGCGUGCGGCGCGGUGUGCAGUCACUGAGCCGCCGAUCGGCAGGAACAUGCACGCAUUGUUCAAACGGCGGCUCCGCCUCCAGCAGUUCAAACUUUAACUGAAAAUACGAUGUUUCCUUUGAGAGGAGAAGCGACCUUCUUCUGGAGCGACUCUGACAGCGGCUCGCCGCGGCUCUGACAGCCGCUCACCGAGGCUCUGGCAGCCGCUCACAGGCGGCUUCAUCAGAUUUUCCAGUAACAGUCCCUCAAGGACAGAUGACAGAGCAGAUCCAGCCUCCGCUUCCUUCCAGCACUUUGUGGUAAUGCUGAUAUGUGCUGAUUCAAAUCUCCAAGUGUUGUUUGAGUAAAAUGGAGUCUCAAAGAGGGCCGAGCAGCAGAUGACAGACCUGAAAGGAGUCAGUGAUGGAGGAUCUGCCAGUGAAAAGUGGAGGAACUGGUACAACAGGCGAUCAAGAGGAGGAUUCUCCUUUGUAGGAUGGUCAGAGACAAUCUUAACAGAACAAUAGUACAGAGCCAGAAACAGAACUGCACAGCUGAGACACAGAGCCAAAGUCAACCCCCUGAGGAACCUGCAGGGCCCGAACGAGCCCAGAGCCCAGAGAGCGUGAACCCAGAGAGCCAAGAGCCGACAGACCGGCAGCUAGAUUUACUGUUCUGGAGCAAAUUCGACUUAGAGGAAGAGCCUGAAACCUGGUGCCAGCCAGUGACCGGAGCUGAUGCUGAGAGCUUUCCCACACACCUCCGUCCAUUCAGCAGCGCGGCAGAGUAUAAACUAGUGAAGCACACUUACCGGCAUCUCCAACACAGUGGUUACUACUGGGGAUCAAUGACCAUGGAGGCGGCACACGAAAUACUCGCGCAUGCACCGCAGGGCACCUUCCUCAUUAGAGACAGCGGCCAGCCGGACGUCUUCUUCACUCUGAGUUACCAAAGCGACGACGGCCCGACCAGCGUGCGCGUCCAGCUGAACAACCUGCUCUUCAGUCUGCACGGCAGCCACAGGACUUUUCCCUCACUCUUCGCUCUGCUCACGUAUUACACCAGCUCCUCCUGUAAGCUGACAGUUCCCUAUCGCAAGCAGCGUCCGGAGUGCCUGAAGCAGAUGUGCAGGAGGGCUCUUGUAUGCACAUAUGGAGCAGAAAAUAUUAACACCUUACCUGGACUCAGCAUUCAAAUUAAAGACUAUGUUCAUGUGUACCCUUAUUGUAUAUAGACACGUGUGUGGCCAGAGCCGAGAUGUUGAUUAUGUUAUUAUGAGUCAUGUUUGGUAUCUGUGUUAUUAUAGAGACACAUUUUUGUUAUAAAUAAUAUAGAUUCAGCUUGAGUAUUCAAUUUGCAUGUUGUUCAAGGGUUAUUUGCGCACAAAAAAAUGGUACAUGUAGAAAUCAGCGUGUUAUCUACAUACUGUAUCCAAGAAGUGUUUUCAUCAAAUCCUGUGUAACUGCUAUACCACUGCUGCCAUGAUACUUACCAGUUAAAACCUCCAUAAAAAUGUCAAAUUUGCUGCUCUUUAAAGCUGCAUUAAUUGAUAUUUGUCCACUAGAGGGCAGAAAUAUGUCAAAAGGACCUGGCAUAGACCAGUUUAUAAUGUUAUGGCUAAAAUAUUAGCGAACAGCUAGUUGUUUCUGGCCACAUUAUGAAUGAAAGUCUGAUAUUCUCCCCUCGUUGUUGACUGGAAGCCACAAGCGGCCACGGUUGCAAUUGUGCCUGGGUUAAUUAUCUUGUCAUCUCAGAACAAAAGAGUUGUUUUCUGGUAAUAAUGGGCUCAUUAUCUCGUUAUCUUGAGACAACAAUAGGUAGUUUCUCUCAAUAAUGGGACGAAUGUCUAAUUUUCAUGAGAAAGCAACAGAUUGUUUUCUUCAGAUAAGUUGGCGAUGAAAUGAAGAAGCCUGAUGUUAAAUGAGGGUAUCAGGAGAAAAUUACCUUUUGUUUUUGCAAAGUAAUUAUAAUGAGAAAGCGACUUUGUUAUCACAAGAUAACGAGACAACCACAACAACACCUGUGACUUUGCUAGAUUUUGAACUUUCUUCACCAGCUCGAGAGUCACUUUUUGGUCUUUUUGCCUCCUGCCUUCCUGACUGCCGCGUGGGGGGGUCAAUGAGAGCAGCUGAGACUCGGAGAGUUGGUGAUUAUUCUCUGUGGGUUUCGUCAAUAAGAGCCCUUUCGCAUAACAUGUAGCCAUGCGAUUCAGCUGUGAUGUAGAAAUAUUAAUGCAGUUUUAACUAUUCAUCAACACUUGAAAUCAUUUGCAUGUGUAGUUAUUGUCUUCAGUCCUAUGAAACAGUUGUCUAAGAGUUUGAUGUAAUGCUUUAUCCAGCACUUUCACUGAUGAUCAGAUAUCUGAAGAUAAUGGCAUUCCCAUCAGCCUCAGAUGCUAACAUGCUACAAUAAGAUGGCGACCUUAAACAUCAGUGUGCUAACAUUAUCGCCAUGUCAGCAUGCUGGCCUUAGCAUUUAGCACAAGUACAACCUCACAGAGCUGUCGACUCUUCAGGUCCAGACUUUGGGACUUUUCUCCCCACACCAUGGUCCAGACCAGACAGCCAAACAUUCGUUUGGAGUUGGUGCUGCUGGUUGUAAUGCCAUAAUCUGUUCAUUUAUUUUUCUCCAUUAAAGUGAAACAAUGAAAACAGACUCCCUUCUGAAUUGACAACAUGAUGUCAGGUGGCCACCCAUCCACAAACAAAUCAAUGUCUAGUUUAGAGAGACGCAGCACACAUGAUGAUGAGAUGAUGACGACAAGACGUACGUAUGUCAAAAGCAUGUACAUUGGUUCAGACCUUCAAGUUUUUAAAGCACCCUUAGUCUUGCUGUAAUAUGCAAAUGUCCCAAUUUCAUGCUACGUACUAACUGUAUAAAGCACAACAUACUUACCUUUAAAGUGGCCUGUUUUUGUCAUUUAUGUACAAGAAAUAAACAUUGUUUUUCAUUA